Molecule: messenger RNA, 1528 nt
Organism: Emiliania huxleyi CCMP1516
Lineage: Eukaryota; Haptophyta; Isochrysidales; Noelaerhabdaceae
Exons: 4
Coding region: 59-1528 (489 amino acids)
Biological process (GO): regulation of DNA-templated transcription
Molecular function (GO): DNA-binding transcription factor activity, RNA polymerase II-specific; DNA binding
Source: RefSeq, a predicted model, not a curated record
CUAGCCACUCGAGCCCUCUCUCCCGAAGGCUCCUUCGCCCACAGCCCACAUCCCAAUCAUGAGUGCCUUCCUGGUGGCGGAGCCGGCCAUCGUGUGUGUGGGCGAGAUUGCGGCCGCCGCAGCUCCGGCGCUCGCGCGGGCGGCGGGAGAUGAGGCAGCCGCCGGCAGCGCCGCCCGGGACGCGAGCAACUCUCGCUGGAGGAUUGGCGACAGGGCGCGCGAGGUGCUGGAGGCCGAAUUCAAGCGCGAGCGCUUCCCCUCGGCGAGCCAUCGGCUCAAGCUCGCGCAGGCGCUCGACGUGGAGCCGAGGCGGAUCCAAGUCUGGUUUCAGAACCGGCGGCAGCGCAACAAGGGCCCGGAGCCCUCGCGCUCGGCGUCCGCGGGGCCGGCCAGGUCGCAGCAGCGCGGCUCGCACGUCGAACUCGCCCGCCCGAGCUGGUGCCCGCCACCCGAAGGAGUUAGCGGCGGCAGCGGGAGCAGCAGCAGCAUCCGUGGCGGCGGCCUCGAGGCGCUUCACUGCAGCGAGCACGGGGCGGACCUCCAGCUGACGAUGAAGUUGGGGCAGCAAGCCGCCGCCGCGGCUGCCGCCGCCGCCGCCGCCACUGCCGCCGCCGCCGCCGCCGUCCGCGGCAAGCGGGCCCGCGAGGCGUACCCGGUCUGCGCUGAGCGGCAGAUCACCGCCGCCUCGAGCACGGGCGCCGAGCGCGACGGCCGGCCCGCGUCAAUCCUCUCUUCUUCGGAUGACAUCGUCAACGCCCUGAUGAUGGGGUUCGACGCAGCCGCGGAGCCGACACAGGCCCGACCCGCAAGCGGCCGGCACGCCAAGCUCGAGACCUCGGACGAGCUCAUACUCUUGGCAGGGCCGGGCUCGGUGGCAGACACUUCCACCGCGGCCGGCCAGCCUUCCCUCGCCUCCUCCUCCCUCGCCUCCUCCUCCCUCGCCUCCUCCUCCCUCGCCGCCUCCAGCGCGCCUCUGGUCGCCGCCAGCAUCGGGCUGGCGGACCGGAGGGCGGACCCGGGCCUCGCGGCGACGGCAGCGUCGAUCGGAGUCGCCUUCGCCGCCGCCGCCGCCGGCGGAGGCGAGGCUUCGGCCGGAGGGGGUGCCGACGGCGCUGCGGCUUCCGCGAGCGCCGUUUGUGGCGGUGGCGGCGGCGGGCCGGGGUGCGGGGCAGUUGUCGCGCGGGCAGUGGUCAGCGGGGCAGUGGCCGGCAGGGAGGGCGGAGGUGUGGGUGCGGAGGCGUCCGAGGCGGCGGCGGAGGGGAUGUCUGCAGAGUGCGCCUCGCAGAGUGCGAGGAGCGCCGCACUCGCUCUGCUGACCGACUCGAUGGUCACUCCGGAGCAGCGCGCGCACUUCGCCGCAAUGCGCGCCGGAGCCGCCCGGCCGACGGAGCAAGGGGCGGAGCUGCUUCAGCCUGGCCUUCCCCAGCCCGGCUUCUCUCAGCAAGAGGACAUCCAGUCCUGGAAGAACGCAGCGCACGCUGUCAACUCGGCGCAGCCGCCCCGCCCUCCCCUCCCCCCACCCACCUAA